Lolium rigidum is the source of this 2084-nucleotide messenger RNA. Its product is annotated as putative pentatricopeptide repeat-containing protein At3g15200. The transcript is spliced from 3 exons. Gene Ontology annotation, molecular function: protein binding. The coding region runs from base 1 to 1614 and encodes 537 amino acids. The record is from RefSeq and is a predicted model, not a curated record. NCBI's taxonomy places the organism in Eukaryota, Viridiplantae, Streptophyta, Magnoliopsida, Poales, Poaceae.
AUGCCGCCGGCGCCGGCGUACGCCGUGCUCGCCGCCGCCUUCAGGACUAAAAUCCCCACAUCCGUUACUAGGUGUCUCGGCGUCCUCGCCUCUCGCACGGCAGCUGUUCGGCCCAAUGCGUUAGAGGCAUUUCCUCGCGCAUCCUCUCCUCCAAGCUCUCAUUCAAGCCUUCUUCCAAGAGGAUAUGCUCAAGCGUCACCAAGACUCUGCCACACCAGCGCUCAGGAAGGCCCCUACAACGUCUGUGCCGGCGAAGUCCUGCGGGUCCUCAAGUCCUGCGAUGCUGACGCAGACCUCGGCAACGACCUCCGACGGUUCGCCGGUGAGAUGGACGAGGACGUCGUCCUCAAAGUGCUGCAGAAGCAGAGGUCCAACUGGCAGGUGGCGCUGUCGUUCUUCAACUGGGCGGCGGGGCUGCCUGCGUACGCCCAUGGCCCAAGGACCUACACCGAGAUGCUCGACAUCCUCGGGCGGAUGAAGAAGGUCAGGCUGAUGAGGCAGGUUUUCGACGAGAUCCCCGAGGAGCGCCGCGGGCCUGUCGUGACCAACAGGAUGUUUGCGGUCCUGCUGAACCGGUACGCGGGGGCGCACAAGGUGCAGGAGGCGAUCGAGAUGUUCUACAAGAGGGGGGAGUACGGGUUCGAGGUCGACUUGGUUGGGUUCCAGAUACUACUGAUGUCGCUUUGCCGGUACAAGCAUGUCGAGGAGGCGGAGGCCCUCUUUCUCCUGAAGAAAGACGAGUUCCCUCCUGUCAUAAAGAGCUGGAACAUCAUUCUCAACGGUUGGUGUGUCAAGGGAAGCCUGGCUGAUGCUAAAAGGGUUUGGAACCAGAUCAUCGCAUCCAAGCUCAAGCCGGACCUGUUCACGUAUGGCACCUUCAUAAAUGCGCUGACCAAAGCUGGCAAACUUAGCACGGCAGUGGAACUGUUUACGAGCAUGUGGGAGAAAGGAAUCAACCCCGACGUGGCGAUCUGCAACUGUAUCAUCGACCAAUUGUGCUUCAAGAAAAAGAUUCCAGAAGCACUUGAGAUCUUUCGUGAGAUGAAUGACCGUGGUUGUCAAGCAGAUGUGGCUACCUACAACACUUUGAUUAAACACUUCUCUAAAAUAAGGCGGACGGAGAAAGUUUAUGAGCUUCUGGAUGAUAUGGAGCAGAAGGGAUGCUGUCCAAACAAUAUGACAUACACCUACAUUCUGAAGACCACUGAGAAACCGAGAGAUGUUAUUAGUUUGAUUCAGAGGAUGGAGGAAUCAGGUUGUAGGUUGGACUCUGACACCUAUAACCUUAUAUUGAACCUUUAUGUCAGCAUGAAAUAUGAAAAGGGGGUACAACAAGUAUGGGAGGAGAUGGAGAGGAAUGGCUCAGGUCCUGAUCAGAGAUCAUUUACUAUCAUGGUUCAUGGGCUUCAUUCCCAGGGAAAGCUGGACCAGGCUUUGGAUUAUUACACGACAAUGAAGUCAAGAGGGAUGACUCCAGAACCAAGAACUAGGAUAUUGGUGAAAGCAAUACAUAUGAAGAAAGAUGAGCCCGCCACUGAAGACCGGUCUCCAAGUAGGGCCGGGAAGUAUCUGAAACUGGAUCGACGAUCAGGACUAUUCCAUGUUCAUAAGUAGUUCACCGGCAGAAUCUGCUUCUGUAAUCCUAGCAGAAGGUGAUGAGCAAUUGGGUUUAUGGGUCGUGAUCUGGUCUGUCAGUUUCUAGGUCCCCAAGCCCACCUCUUGGGCUGAAAAAAAAAACAUAAGAGAAGAAUCAUUGGCAAUAUGUUGCCCCAGAAGUUAUGCUCUUUGAAAUGUCAUAGCAGGAUAUGUUUAGGAUGUAUUGGGCAAUUCAAUUGCAGGUACAUAAUUUUUCCAAUAUCCAGUUCAGUUUUUGUUGAUUCUGUAUGGCUGAUGGCACUGGUAGGUGGGGCAUCCCUUCCCUUUCUUUCAUUUCCACUAGAUCUAGUUCGCUUGGUUCCCCUCUUGAGUUGAAUGUAUUAUUCCCUCUUCAUCUGUGAUAUUUUUUAUGGUUCUUAUAAAGCUUCCAAUUCAUUUUUGCUUGUACUUCUUCUGCCCUCUUGAUUUUAUUUUCAAAUAGGGUAUGC